UAUAUCAUUUCCUUUUUCCUUUGAAAACUUUGGUCUUCAUCCUUCAAUGGCGUCUCUUUUCACGCUCAACUCACUAACUCUUCACUCCUCUUCUCCUUUCAGAGGCGACAUCUCUAAAUUAAGACCGAACCCAUCUCCCUUCUUUAAUAUCUCGCUCCAAGUCAAACACCAUCAAAACAAAGCUUCAUUCACCGUCCUCAAUCAAGCUGCUGCAACAGCGGCACCUCCUGUUUCGGUUUCAGGUCCGGUUACAAACGUCCGGUUCCGCCUUGACAACCUUGGGCCGCAACCGGGUUCGAGAAAGAGAGGGAAGAGAAAGGGAAGAGGGAUAUCAGCUGGGCAAGGGGGCAGUUGUGGGUUUGGAAUGAGAGGUCAAAAGUCAAGGUCUGGUCCUGGUGUUAGAAAAGGCUUUGAAGGUGGUCAAAUGCCGCUUUAUCGUCGGAUUCCCAAACUUCGGGGAAUUGCUGGAGGUAUGCAUGCCGGGUUACCUAAAUAUGUCCCAGUUAACUUGAAAGACAUAGAUGCCGCAGGAUUUCAGGAAGGUGAUGAGGUUUCACUGGAGAGUUUGAAGAAGAAGGGUUUGAUCAAUCCCUCAGGAAGAGAAAGGAGACUCCCUUUGAAGAUUCUUGGUGAUGGGGAAUUAAGUGUGAAGCUGAACUUCAAGGCUCGUGCCUACUCAGCAGCAGCAAAAGAGAAGCUUGAGGCUGCUGGCUGUUCCCUUACAGUGUUACCUGGUCGUAAGAAGUGGGUAAAACCAUCAGUUGCUAAGAAUCUUGCCCGAGCUGAAGAAUACUUUGCCAAGAAGAAAGCUGCUGCAGCUGCUUCUGAACCAUCGUCAGCUUGAACCACUUGCCAAUCAAAGUUAUAACUUUGAAUGUCUAAAUAGAGCCAUUGUAGGGUGUUCAAUUCUUUUCUUCUGUACUUUCAGGUUUUUUGAGAGGGAAUUAAAGGUGAAGAGGGUAUCACAAAGCGUAAUUUCUUGUAACACUUUCUUCUACAUCUUUAUAGUGUUUUGUUAACAAAAUGUAAUACGAUAAUCUGAUCUUCGACAAAACAUAACAAAGAUGUUGGAUAUAAACAUUUCAUGUUAUUUGGGAAUAAUAAGAGAAUAUCUAUUGAAUAA
Molecule: messenger RNA, 1123 nt
Organism: Mangifera indica (mango)
Lineage: Eukaryota; Viridiplantae; Streptophyta; Magnoliopsida; Sapindales; Anacardiaceae
Product: 50S ribosomal protein L15, chloroplastic-like
Exons: 3
Coding region: 47-844 (265 amino acids)
Biological process (GO): translation
Cellular component (GO): cytosolic large ribosomal subunit
Molecular function (GO): structural constituent of ribosome
Source: RefSeq, a predicted model, not a curated record